Molecule: messenger RNA, 3150 nt
Organism: Gossypium arboreum
Lineage: Eukaryota; Viridiplantae; Streptophyta; Magnoliopsida; Malvales; Malvaceae
Product: histone-lysine N-methyltransferase EZA1
Exons: 17
Coding region: 93-2753 (886 amino acids)
Biological process (GO): chromatin remodeling
Cellular component (GO): PcG protein complex
Molecular function (GO): protein binding; histone methyltransferase activity
Source: RefSeq, a predicted model, not a curated record
UACUUUUUUUAUUAUUUUCUUCCAGAUUCUUUUUCACUCUGGUUUUAUGACUCGGAGUCGCAGAGAAAACAAAGCACCAAAUUCAGCCAACAAUGGUCUCUAAAGGGAGCGACUCUUCCACUAAAUCUAAAAAAUCACUUGGAGAGUGCUCUAGUGGUGGAGUAGGAAACUUGACACAUAAGUUAAAUCAGCUUAAAAGGCAAAUUCAAGCGGAGAGAAUUGCUUCGAUUAAGGAAAAAGUCGAGAAGAACAGAAAGAAGCUCGAGAGUCAUAUUUCAGAGAUUUUGUCAGCUACAUCAAGUAGAAGCGUUCUGUGUGUGGAGGAGAAUGGAUUUGGUAAAAUGCUUUCUUCAAGAAUCCUAAUUCCUCUAUUUAAGUAUGCUGGAUUUGCGCAAGGGUCAGGAGAUAGAGACUAUUCUAAUGGUCACGAAGUUGUAUCUUCAACAAGUGUCAAGCUUCCGUACGUUGAAAAGUUGCCACCAUAUACGACAUGGAUUUUUCUGGACAAAAAUCAGAGAAUGGCUGAAGACCAAUCUGUUGUGGGGAGGAGACGUAUAUACUAUGACCAACAUGGCAGUGAAGCUUUAAUCUGUAGUGACAGCGAGGAAGAUAUUGCGGAGCCUGAGGAAGAAAAACAUGAAUUUUCUGAGGUUGAAGACCGCAUUUUGUGGAACGUCUGUCAGGAGUAUGGUCUAGGUGAGGAAACAUUGGCUGCUGUCAGCCAAUUUAUUGGAGUCACCGGCUCUGAAAUCCAGGAACGGCAUGGCAUGCUCAGAGAAAAAUACAGUGACCAGAACAUUAAAGAUUCUGAGGAUUGUAGAUCUGAGAAGGGCAUAUCUUUGGACAAGAGCCUCAGUGCUGCCUUAGAUUCUUUUGAUAACCUCUUUUGCCGCCGUUGCUUGUUAUUUGACUGCCGUCUUCAUGGCUGUUCUCAAACUCUAAUUAAUCCUAGUGAAAAGCAGCCAUAUUGGUCUGAAUAUGAAGAUGACAGAAAGCCUUGCAGUGAUCAGUGUUACCUCCGGUUAAGAGCUGUCAAAGAUGUGGCAGAAGGUUCUGGUGUCAAUGCAUUGCAUGGAAUGAAAACAACUUUAGAAGAAAAAGACAAGGUUGCAUCGUCUGAUGCCAAAGAGCAAAAGACUAAUGUUGAUGCAGAUCUCAUGCAAGAUGAAAGAGGCAUCUCUGAAGAAGAAGGGCCUGUUACUUUAGAAGGAAUUAAUGAUUCAGAAGGUGCUGGUAAAGCUCUAACUUCGGUGAUGUCUUCCAUACCAAUAGAUAACCAUGAAAAUUCUGGAAAGCGGAAGGCCUCCCAAGAAAGCUAUAGGCCAUUAGAUGACCUGCUACACUGCUCUGAUAGCAGACAGGAUUCUUCAUGUAAGAAACAAAAGACAUUAUUGGUUUUGGAUGUAGCCACAGAGUCUUCUGAAGCUAUACCAAGUCAUGCCAGUGCUCAAAGUAGUAGAAGUAGAAACUAUCAAGUUUGUACUCUUCAUGAAAAUGAAACUCAAAUUACAGCCAAAAACAACCAAAAUGAAUCUGGUGAACGGGGGUUGGAAACUUCCACCUGUUCUGCUAGUGCUUCCAAGACCAAGGAUAAUACAAGGAAUGGAGCCAAAGAUGUUUUAAAGGUGCCCGAAUCGAAGUGGUCAUCUUCUGAGUGGAAGCCUAUUGAGAGAGAAUUGUAUUUGAAGGGAGUGGAGAUAUUUGGGAGAAACAGUUGCCUUAUAGCCAGGAACUUACUCUCUGGUUUGAAAACUUGCCUAGAAGUAUCGAGUUACAUGUGUGAUGGUGGAUCUUCAACACUAAAUAGGUCCAUCAUGACAAGUUCAUUUUUGGAAGAAAAUGGGAAAUCUGAAUCAGAUUUUAUGGAGCAAGAGAUGUCAGCAAGACCACGAUUGCUUCGUAGAAAGGGUAGAACACGGAAACUUAAAUAUUCUUGGAAGUCAGCUGGCCAUCCCUCAAUUUGGAAAAGAAUUGCAGAUGGAAAAAAUCAGUCUUGCAAGCAAUAUACUCCAUGUGGAUGCCAAUCAAUGUGUGGAAAGCAAUGCCCUUGUCUGAACAAUGGAACUUGCUGUGAGAAGUAUUGUGGAUGCUCGAAGAGUUGCAAAAAUCGGUUUAGGGGAUGCCACUGUGCAAAAAGCCAAUGCAGAAGCCGGCAGUGCCCAUGUUUUGCUGCUGGGCGUGAAUGUGACCCAGAUGUUUGUAGGAAUUGUUGGGUUAGUUGUGGUGGGGAUUCAUUGGGUGAGCCACCGAAACGAGGAGAUGGUCAGUGUGGAAAUAUGAGGCUUCUUCUAAGGCAACAGCAGAGAAUACUCUUGGCAAAGUCUGAUGUUGCUGGAUGGGGAGCAUUCCUAAAAAAUUCUGUCAACAAAAAUGAUUAUCUUGGAGAAUAUACUGGUGAAUUGAUCUCCCACACAGAAGCAGACAAACGAGGGAAAAUUUACGAUCGUGCAAAUUCAUCUUUCCUUUUUGACUUGAAUGAUCAGUAUGUCCUCGACGCUUACCGCAAAGGAGACAAAUUGAAAUUUGCAAACCACUCUUCUAACCCAAAUUGCUAUGCCAAGGUAAUCUUGGUAGCUGGGGAUCAUCGAGUAGGAAUAUUUGCCAAGGAACGAAUCGAAGCUAGUGAAGAACUCUUUUAUGAUUACCGUUACGGUCCAGAUCAAGCACCUGCAUGGGCUAGGAAACCUGAGGGUUCCAAAAGAGAUGAAACAUCAGCCUCUCAAGGUAGAGCGAAGAAACACCAGUCUCAUUAAAGCAACCAUCGGCUAGACCUCUAUAUAUCCUUCAGCUUCUUAGUAUCAUCACAAAAGGGGGAAUUUCUUCGUAAGUAAAACAUAUGCAAUAUUGUGCCAUUAUGCGGUAUAUAGUUAGUUUCAUUAAAGAUAUUAGGGUCAAGAAAAUAAGAUAGAAAUAAUUGCUUUGGCAAACAAACUAGGUGUUAGAAAGAAAUAAUUGCUUUGGCAAACAAACUAGGUGUAUCUAACAAUAAAAUUAUAGGAAUUGGUGGUAGAAAAGCAUGUUAAUCUUAUAGAAAUAAUAGAAAGUUUCAAAAAUGUUGACCCUGUUACUAUAUUUUUAUUGAAUAAAGUUGCAGUACUAGGAUUGUAUUUAGUACUUUGAUUCAAGUAAUUGUGAAAUCAUUACCUGAAA